Molecule: messenger RNA, 861 nt
Organism: Branchiostoma belcheri (Belcher's lancelet)
Lineage: Eukaryota; Metazoa; Chordata; Leptocardii; Amphioxiformes; Branchiostomatidae
Product: PRELI domain-containing protein 2-like
Exons: 6
Coding region: 57-647 (196 amino acids)
Biological process (GO): phospholipid transport
Cellular component (GO): mitochondrial intermembrane space
Molecular function (GO): phosphatidic acid transfer activity
Source: RefSeq, a predicted model, not a curated record
GUGUUUUUGUUGACUUGACCUCGUAUAAACUCGUGGCUGCUGUUCUCUAAACUGCAAUGGUUUUAGGACUGGAUGUUUUUCACGUCUUUAAAUAUCCUGCAGAUAAAGUCAUCAAAACACAUCUGGCCAAGUAUCCCACACCGAAGGAAAAAUUUGUGGAAUGCAUCAAAACAGUAGAAGAAAAAGUUGACUCUGUGUCAGGGAUCGAGUACAGAAAAAAGCUGGCAACAUGUACAAAUGUUGUGCCAAACUUUCUCCGAAGGCUGGGACUCCUGAACGUCCCUGCGAUCUACUUAGAGGAAGAGUCGUGGUACUACCGGCGACAGAGAACAGCCAAACUGUCCAGCAGGAUGCUGACCUGGGCUAACCUGGCAGAGCUCAGCGAGGAAUCUGAAUUCAGACCAAGUCCAGAAAACCCGAACUGGACGGAGUUUCGAAUGCACGGCACUAUCGCUAUAACUGGUGUGGGACCGUUUGGUGCUAUACUGGAAUAUUACGCACAAAUGUUUCUCAGGGGAGGAGGCAAAAAGAGUAUUCGUAUUAUGGAAGAGCUUCUACGAGAGCGUUAUGGCGAGGGAACCAAACCGUCAUCCAAUAACAGUAUUCUGUCCAACACCACUAGCCAAUCACGUCAUUCUGUGUCAUGAAAUAUCAUGAAAUGUAUGUGCCAAGGUUUUUUUAGGUAUUGGCCAAUCAGAGGACAGAUGUCAGGAAAUUUAUGGUAAUUUAUGAGCAGUUGAGUAAGUUGGAAUAAAUGUGAUUUUUGGUACUAACCAAUCAUAGGACAAAUGUCAGGAAAUUUAUGCUAAUUUAUGAGCAGUUGAUUAAGUUGGAAUGAAUGCAAUUUUUGGUAUUGACCAA